AUGAGUGACGCGAAACCGGCCAAAUCUCCAAUGGAUCCGGGGUAUUUGAAGACCGAAGAUCAAAGUGAACCGUUGAAAGAUCCUGAAAAGUUCAGAAGCGUCGUAGGAAGCCUGCUGUACUUGUCCGUAGUGGCCAGACCGGAUAUCGCCAACAGUGCGGCCAUUCUCGGGCGGAAGUUCGCUGCUCCUACAGAGUCGGACUGGACAGCCGCCAAGCGUGUCCUGCGCUAUUUACAGAAGACGAAGAGCUGCAGCCUGCGCUUGGGCGGUGCAUUCGAAGAACCGUUGUCAGGAUAUUCGGAUGCCGACUGGGCCGGCGAUUUGCGAAGUAGAAGAUCAACAUCUGGGUUCGCGUUUCAGUUCGGAGGAGCUACCAUUUCGUGGGCCAGCCGUGGACAGACAAGCGUCACACUGUCGUCCAUGGAGGCCGAAUACGUGGCGCUCAGUGAGGCUUGCCAGGAGGCUAUCUGGCUACGACAGCUGCUUGCUGAUUUCGGAGAGCGCCAAGCGGAACCAACAACUAUCAAGGAGGACAAUCAAGGAUGCCUCGCGUUCGUCCGGACAGAGAGAUCCAGUCGUAGGUCCAAGCAUAUUGAUACGCGGGAGAAAUUCGUCCAGGAGCUUUGCCAAAAGAACCAAGUUGCGCUGGAAUACUGCCCGACUGAGCUGAUGACCGCAGAUAUUUUGACCAAACCGUUGGGACCGACGAAGCACGACCGCUUCUGUGGUCUCCUUGGAUUAGAGUAA
Messenger RNA from Aedes albopictus (Asian tiger mosquito), 747 nucleotides. RefSeq lists its product as uncharacterized. The transcript has a single exon. The coding region runs from base 1 to 747 and encodes 248 amino acids. Lineage: Eukaryota; Metazoa; Arthropoda; Insecta; Diptera; Culicidae. The record is from RefSeq and is a predicted model, not a curated record.